Messenger RNA from Oryza brachyantha (malo sina), 1145 nucleotides. Its product is annotated as WUSCHEL-related homeobox 5. The record is from RefSeq and is a predicted model, not a curated record. The transcript is spliced from 2 exons. The coding region runs from base 1 to 954 and encodes 317 amino acids. Gene Ontology annotation, molecular function: DNA binding; DNA-binding transcription factor activity. Lineage: Eukaryota; Viridiplantae; Streptophyta; Magnoliopsida; Poales; Poaceae. Gene Ontology annotation, biological process: plant organ development.
AUGGAGACGACGCAGGGCGGCGCCGGCGCCGGCGCCGGCGCCCACCAACUCGGCCAGCGCCACCAGGGGAUGACGGGCUUCGCAUCCGAUCCCGCGUCCCCGCUCUCGCCGCCGCUGUCGCCGGCCUCGGCGGCGGCGGCAGCGCUGGCGAACGCGCGGUGGACGCCGACCAAGGAGCAGAUCACCGUGCUGGAGGGGCUGUACCGGCAGGGACUGCGCACGCCGACCGCCGAGCAGAUACAGCAGAUCACGGCGAGGCUGCGGGAGCACGGCCACAUCGAGGGCAAGAACGUCUUCUACUGGUUCCAGAACCACAAGGCACGCCAGCGCCAGAAGCAGAAGCAGCAGAGCUUCGACUACUUCAGCAAGCUCUUCCGCCGCCCGCCGCCGCUGCCCGUGCUCCACAGGCCCCUCGUCCGUCCGUUCCCGCUCACCGUACCGCCGGCGAUGCCCCCGCCGCCGUCGGCUCCGACCGCAUGCAACACCGGUGGUGUGAUGUACAGGUCGCCGACCUUCAUGCCGGCCGCGGCAAACGCCGGCUACUACCCACAGCAGCAGACGCCCGUGCAGUACACAGGGAUGGAGGCGCCGCCGCAUGACAAGGUCUCGGUGCAGCCGCCGGCCACCAGCAUGUACCAGCUAACGGCGCCGGGCGGCGAGCACUUCGCACCGGCUGCUGCCCGCGGCGUUGGGGACAGGGCGGAGGAGGCGGGAGGCCGUGGCGGCGGCGGCGCCGGGCGCGAGACCCUACAGUUGUUCCCUCUGCGGCCCACCUUCGUGCUGCCGGAUCACAAGCCACGCCGAGCCGGGAGAGCCUGCGCCGCCGCCUCCCUGACGACGCCGUCCGCGCCCGCGUCGUUCUCCGGGGAGUCGGAGAGCUCGGACAGGCGCCCCAACAGCGAGGCUCCUCCGUUCUACGACUUCUUCGGCGUCCAUUCCGGUGGUGGCCGCUGAACUUGAAGAUGAGAGUGAGCGUGGAGUGGAGUGGAGAUUUGUUUGCCCGAUGAGUGAAUGGACCCGUCGUGUUUUGUUAAGUUUAUCUUCAUCGUUGUUUGGUUUAAUUGGUCAAGGGAUUAGAGGAAGGAAGGUGUAACCGCUUCAUCAACUUGAAGUGUGUCGCUGAAAUGAAGUUAUCCAUGUUUGGG